AAUUUGCCUUGCCCCAAACCAAUCGCCUAUAAAGUGUCCCAAAGCACACAUACAUCUUUCACCUACCAAACCAUUUCCAUACUCCAACAACAAUGGCUUCUCCAGACAUUCCCAAGUCCUACAAGGCGGUCAUCUACGACAAGCCCGGCGAGAUCUCCACCAAGAUAGUCGACCUCGACACACCCACUCCCGGCCCCGGCGAGGUCCUGAUCAAUCUUACCCACAGCGGUGUCUGCCAUAGUGAUCUGGGUAUCAUGACAAACAGCUGGAAAGCCCUCCCUCACCCCACCCAAGCCGGCCAAGUCGGCGGCCACGAAGGUGUUGGCAAGAUUGUAGCAAUGGGACCAGGAACUGAGAAUGCUGCCGUCAAGGUCGGCCAAAGAGUUGGAGUCAAGUGGAUCAGUGGCAUCUGUGGAGGAUGCCCAGCUUGCUUGUCUGGACACGACGGCGUUUGUUUCAACCAGAAGGUAUCUGGAUAUUACACUCCCGGCACAUACCAACAAUAUGUUCUCGGUCCUGCCGACUAUGUUACUCCCAUCCCUGAUGAACUGGACUCAGCAGCAGCUGCACCGAUGCUCUGCGCAGGUGUAACAGUCUACUCCGCCUUCCGCAAAUCCACCGCCCAAUCCGGCGACUUCGUCGUCCUCCUCGGCGCCGGCGGCGGCCUCGGCCACAUCGCCACCCAAAUGGGCUCCCGCGGCAUGGGCAUGCGCAUCAUCGGCAUCGACCACGGCAGCAAAAAAGACCUCGUCCUCUCCUCAGGCGCCGAACACUUCAUCGACCACACCACCAGCAAAGACGUCACAGCCGACGUGCAAGCUCUGACCGGCGGAUUAGGCGCACAAGCAGUUCUCGUGCUCACAGCGGCUAAUGGCGCUUAUGCUAGUGGAAUGCAAUUGUUGAAGUUCGGCGGUACGUUGGUUUGUGUGGGGUUGCCUGAGGGUGAGUUGCAGCCGAUCGCUACUUGUUUCCCUCAGGUCAUGGUGGCCAAGGAGCAAAAAGUCGUUGGCUCAGCUGUGGGAAACAGAAAAGAAGCUAUUGAGACUUUGGACUUGGCUGCCAGAGGCAUCAUCAAGACGCAUUACCGAACAGCCAAGAUGGAUGAGUUGACGACUAUCUUCCAAGAGAUGAAUGAUCAAAAGAUUCAGGGUAGAGUGGUCUUGGAUCUGCAGUAAAUGGCUGCAUGUUUUGGAAAUCUUGAUUUAGUUGUUGGAUAUCACUGUGGUCGCUGGUCGACUGGAACUUGGGAAUAUUGUUACCUCUAUGGUUAAGUAUGGUAUGCUUAUAUAUUGAAGUAUGAUGAAACUGUAUAUCUUCCUGGU
Messenger RNA from Aureobasidium pullulans EXF-150, 1322 nucleotides. RefSeq names its product GroES-like protein. Gene Ontology annotation, molecular function: oxidoreductase activity. The coding region runs from base 93 to 1175 and encodes 360 amino acids. The transcript is spliced from 2 exons. The record is from RefSeq and is a predicted model, not a curated record. Lineage: Eukaryota; Fungi; Ascomycota; Dothideomycetes; Dothideales; Saccotheciaceae.